Maniola jurtina (meadow brown) is the source of this 6414-nucleotide messenger RNA. RefSeq lists its product as uncharacterized. Lineage: Eukaryota; Metazoa; Arthropoda; Insecta; Lepidoptera; Nymphalidae. The transcript is spliced from 12 exons. Bases 224 to 1807 code for a protein of 527 amino acids. Gene Ontology annotation, cellular component: membrane. The record is from RefSeq and is a predicted model, not a curated record.
CAGGCGCAAACUCGUAGGACUCGUACGAAAAUACGAAAAUUGUAUUUGGACGAGGGGGACGAGGCCUAAGACGCAUGAUCAAUUUUCUGUCUGUCCCUAUCUUUUGUAAAGAUUUCCCACGGUCAGCGAAUGACUAUCGAUUUAAAAUAAAUAGGACAAAAGACCUAAGGCCCUAAAAAUGUGGACUUGGUGUUGGGUUUGAUAUUUUCUGUGCAAAACUAAAAUGUUUGUUAGAGCAGUGCUGUGUUUUUCGAUCUUACACUUUUAUAGUGUAGCGGCCCAGGGUGAGUGCACAGAUUUGCGCGGCAGGCUUAUAUCAAACGGGCUGCACUAUGUACCCGGCCCGGAUACCUGCACCCUCUGCGUGUGUGAUAAUGGUCUGCCGAAAGUAUGCAAGGCGGUACUGUGCUCUCCUCCUCAGGAUUGUCGGUCAUUCCGUGUGGGAACCACAUGCUGUGAGUUCAUCUGCCUGGAUGAUGUAGUUAAGCCAGCAGAAGGCACUGAAGCCAAUGUGCGGGUGGCAGCGGGAGGCGCGGCAGCUGUAGUCCUCUUAACUGUGGCUCUUGUUGUCUAUAGAGUGAGAAAGCAGAAGAGACGUAGACCACCUCACAUGGAAGAUCAACGGAGUUUGACCAGCAUUGGAUACAUAAGUGGCAGUAUGGGCUACAUGGGCGGCGGCUGCGAGACGGCGGCGCUGGGCGCGUGGAAGCCGCCGUGCAACUACCUGCCGCGCGGGGAGGCGCCGCCGCCCUACGAGGAGGCCAUGGCGCAGUGCCGCCAGGAACCCGGCAGAGUGGGCAGCGACGCAGCGUACCACCGCACGUACGCGGCGGCGGAGGCGCGCGACGACGUGUGCGCCUCGCACGCCUACGUCAACUUGCCCCGACCGCUCACUCAGAUCGCGAACACUCAGAACUGCUUCAACGCGCCACUGCUGCAGCCGGUGCACCCGGCCGAGGUGCGCGACACCGUCGUCAUGCCGCAUCCCUUGGCUCCUAACAUGGGAGGCGGCGCGCGGCUGACGGGGUCCCUGGGCGCCAUCAGCGCGCGGCUGAGCGUGCCGCGCGACGACCACGAGCGCCCGCACAACGUGCCCGGCUUCUACGCUACGCACACCGCGCUACAUAGAACGAUCCCGCGCAUCUCGACCGCGGUGGACACAUCGACGCUGGAGGCGAUGGGGCUGGGCUUCACGCGCGCUGACCGCUCGCUGCAGGGCGAGGUGCGGCGCUCCUUCCACCGGCCCGUCGACCGCGCCGACCGCAUCGACCGCAUCGACCGCGCCAACACCGGCCGCAGCGUGCCGCGCAACCUCAACAUCGCCUCCGCCGCCGCCGCCACCGCCGCCACCGCCGGCGUGCCGGAGACUGACGACGUAUUGUCGCUGCGGUCGGUAGGGGGCCGCGCGCGCGCUCACAGCGAGGAGCAGGACGCGAAGGCCAAACCGCAGCCCGAGGCCGCCCAUCCCACGCUUCCCCUCACCGUCGACAAGCCGUCGUGCGUGUGCAGCUACGCGGGCAGCGCGCGCGCCGAGGACGCGGACGACUACCGCAGCGAGUGCGAGAACUGCCACUCCGCCGCCAACCCGGGCUGGGAGGAGGCCGGCGAAGGUGCGGAGGGCUCGGGAUGGGGCGGCACGCAGACCCUGCAGCGCCGCGCGCCGCCGCCGCCCGCGCCGCCGCCCGCCACGGCGACGCUGCCGCAGCCCGUCACCAGGCACGGACGUAACACAUUGGACAAUCCAUCGAACUGGGAGAACUGGUUCAACACCAUCCCCGAUUCCGACAGCGAGUCUGAGGAAGAAUGAGACAUGACCACUUUGAUAUAAUUUUUUUUUGACCAUUGACUUGAUGUACCAACAAGACUUACAGUAGCCGGCAGGAAAUAUUGUACAUCGACCUUUAAAAAGAGAUUUCGACUUUGUAGUCAGUCUCAAUGACAGAGACAAUGCUCUACGAGACCACUUUCUCUUUCUAAAGGUCGAUGUACUAUAUUGCCUGACCGGUACUGUGCAAUCAUGCUCCAAAUAUUUGAGACAAACAAGUGCUCACGCCCAUUACUGGGCCAUUUUUCGGUCCAAGUCAGAUGUUCUAUUAAACGAAGACCGUUUGGCUAUGUUUGUGUGAGUGCGCAUGUACACAUUGUUAUAGUGUGCGUAGAUGCGCUAACGCUUAUCGGAACAAUCACUACAACCCAAAUUGAACAGUGAAAUAGAACAACUAUAAUUGAAAUUGCACCUUACUGUAACGAUAUUAUGUCUCAAUUUCAAAGUUAAAGUUAUUGCUUGCUAACACAACGCCUCGCGUUCGGACGUUUUUUGGUAAACUUUUCUUAUAUUGGUAGUCUUGUUUGUAUAGUAAAGUCAAUGGUAAAGACAGAUUGGCCCCAUGAACGCUAUGUCUCAGUUACAACGUUGGUGUACAUAUUUUAAUCACGUUUUGUGUCCGUCGUGCACGUGGCAUACGUACAAAUAUCCCUUUUACUUUCAUACGUCGAUCUGUGUGCUCAGUAUGAGAUUUUACAUCUCACCGACUUUGAUAGAAUUCGAGCGUCAAAAAACUUGUGUUUAAGCUUUUGCUUAAACACAAGUUAAAUAUCGUAUCUUAAUGCUCAAGUUCGUUCAUACAGCUAUGGCCAGUGUUUCGAGCGAAAACCUUUUGAAAUUAAAAUCGAUGAUAUUUAUUCCACAAUUCGAGUUGACUCACUAUAUGCGUAUCGAUAAGGUUUUCGUAUUAACCCGGGAAAAGUUUAUAGUACCGCGAAAGAUACGAGAAGCGAUCGAAAUUAGCGCCACCCGAAUUUCAAUCAUAACAAUGCAUGCAUAUAUUAUACCUAAAUGAAGCAAGUUUAGGUCUAUUUUACUCUGACGUUUUUGUUUUUUGACACUCGAAUUCUAUCUGUGACGUAAAAUCUCAUAAUAAGUAGACAUCGUAGGUCGAAGUCCUGUGUGAGAUUCUUUCAUUCACAAGUUAGUUGCUAAUCCAUGUUUUCAUACAAAAUAAUGUGUCCAAAUGUCAUAUGGCUCUCCGUUACGUUCGUGGGCCCAGUUUGUAUUUGCCUUUACACCCGCUCUUAUGUAAUUUAAGUUAGUAAAAAGAAAAACUAUUAUUUAUGUGUCAUCAUGUCUUCCCUAUUUUUUUCAUACGUUCUUUCACGUGAACUUCUCAUAAGCUAUGGAAACUAUUGUUAUGUAUAAGGGUUAGUAUAGAGGUGACAUUCCCACAUAAUUUAUUGUUUAUUUACACAAAUUAUUAUUGUUUAUUUUUGCACAUAGUGUGUUCUAAUUUUAUAUGGAGAUUUUUUUUACACUACCUAUUAAGUUUUUACACAAUUUUACCAAAGAAUUAAUUCUUUUGUUUUUAAGAAGAUUUACAAAUUCUGCGUUUAUUUUUACUUUCUGUUAGUAAAUCUAUAAGAUUUAUCGGUAAACGGGGGUAUUUACUGAAAACUUGGUAGCGUUCCAAAGUUUUCAAUUGUGGCUAGUUUAGAAGAAUUCCUUUAGGUAUCGCUAGAAUGUAAGUUUUACUAUAGAUUUGAGAAAGAAGUGAGGUAUGAUGCGUACAUUUUGAGAUCUCACUCAACUCUAUGUAUAAUAAGGACUAAAAUCGAUUUUGACGUGACAGUUGACACAUAUGUAGAGUUAAAAUGGUGAGUGAGUUCUCAUUUUGUACGGAUUAUAUGUUUUGAAAUCGCACGGCGUGGAUAGGACCUUACAGAGUGGAUUAAAAAGCAACAACCAACCAAGACGAUAGAAAUUAAGUAUUAAUAGUAUUAACCAGUUCUUAGUCUACUAGGUCUCCUCUCUUAACAGUGCGCUCCGAAACAUCUAACCCGUGGCAAUAAAAUUAAUGUAUGAAUAGUUAACCGAAAUUCCCGUAGUGCAGGUUAGUUCACAAAUUUAUUUUUCUACAUUAAAUCCAGUGUUUUAAGAAUUUAAUAAGUAGCUGUGUUUAGUGUUAAAAUAGGAUAUAAUGGUGCCAAAUUGGGAAAUGAAUACAAGGAAAAAACGAGAAUGUCGCCAACGAAUUCACGUUUUUACAUGUCGUAGCUAGGUAGACAUUCGAGAAUUUAAAUCUUUUCUAUUUAAAUAGUAGAGGAAAACUAGUGAGUUUGCCUUGUGGACACAGAGCAAGUAGUGGGCUUCUUGCGCGGGUAGAAAAUGUUUGGGUUAAGGUUGCCAGUCCACGAAAGCGGAGAUGAGUCAAGCAGACCAAUCAGCUGAUUGAUUAUAGAAAGCAUCCUCAAUCUCAAUUGUUGUAAUUGGCUGAAUGUAUGAUAUUUUUUCUGAAAAAGUACAUUUUAGCCAAUAGCAAAAGAGUGUUAGCCAAUCAGAGAUGAUUGCGAUCGUCAAAAUGCCGUUGUUAUUUUAUGGUAAGCUUAUUGAUAAUUUUAUCUCGUCUUCUCUUAAAAUCUGAUUAGUCGAUUGAACACAACGUACGCGCAACACGGGGGAAAUUACAUUUUCGCCGAGCGACAUCACGGGCGGUCGUUAGUAUAAUUAGUUUUUUUUUGCUCGAAAAUCAAGUAAUUUAGUCCGCCAAAAAACUAGAAGGCAAACUGAUAGAAUUAUUUCCCAAUAUCUGUAACGCGUAAAAUUUAAGUACUCUCGCGCCAUUUUAUCUUUAAAUGCCAAAUUUUAUGUCAAAAGUGCUAUUUUAGUCCUUAUUUUAAAAGUGAACCGUACUUUUGACAUGACAGUUGGCCCACAGGGUUAAAAUGGCGCGAGAGAAGUCAGUCAUUCGACCAAUCAGAUUAUUGAGUGUCCGCUCAGAUCCGCUUCGGUGGGAACGCACCCUUAUACGGUGUGAAUUUGGGGAUCACUAGCUCUUAGUCCAAUAGUUAUGAUCGAGCCACAUUGAAGAGCUAGUAAUGAUUAAGUAAUUAAUACAAACAGGUGUAUAAUAAAUAAGAUUAUAAAACUAUUUUUGAAGGGAAAAUAUCGGACGGCGACGCUAUAUGUUGAGACGAACAGAUUAUAUUUUAAUAUUUAAUAGUUAUCGAUGUUAUUUCAUAUACCCUUUGAGAAAAUACACUAACAAGGGUUAAUGUUCGAAAUUCAAACAAAAAUUUAAUUGAAAAUUAGCAUGUUGAAGUUUAAAAUUACAAAAUGCAAUUGAAUAGGAAAACACUUUUGCAUAAAAUAUAAGUAACUAAGUAAGUGUAACAAGAAAUAUUUAGAUUUUAUUUUUAAUUUGAAUAAAGUUAAUAAUUCGGACAUUAACCUUAACGGAUAGAUUAGUAGGUACGAUGCGAAAGUUCUAAUCUAUUUUUGAUUAAAAUAAAUUUAGAUAAGGAAUCGAUAGUAGUAAGUGAGUGAGUUCUUUCUGACCGUUUUUGUGGUUCAUUAACUUUAACAUUUUGGUGUAGUGUCGUGUGUACUUACACUGCUUUAAUUAUUAAAUAAUUUAAUAAUAGUACCUAAUAAAAAAAGUCAGACCAAUUCCAUAUUUCGACACCUGCAAAGAAGAACAUGGUGUUUCAGUUUUUGGCGAUUUCGAUCAUAUUGAAACUCAAAUUCGCCAAAAACUGAGAUAUAGUAAUUGUCAUCUCAAUUUGUCAAGUGUCUCUAAUUUCAAGUAAUAGACCAUAUUAUGUUACGUUUAAGUUAAAAAAAAUAAUGAAUCAUGAUAAAUACUUACAUAACCUAUUUAUUUAUAUGUUAAAAACGGAUAUAUUAUUUUAUUGUUUUUUUUUGUGUUAUUCAUAUAUUCUAAUUUUAAUGGCAGGAUGGGCUUUGUUUUUUGUAAAAAAAUUCAUUGAGUGUAAAUAUCACAAAAAAUGCACACUGUUUUAUGAAUUUUGUUUCACUGUACUUCACUGUUAAUAUGCCUACUUUCUAAACUACCAUCAACACUGUUGUUUUGCAAAGCAAUUUGCAUUUCGCAAGAGGGUAAAGUACGGGCUUUACUCGGUGAAAAAUAUUAAACAAAGCAUCUUUUAUUUAGUGUCUGACCGAACUUUUAGGCUUCAGCCACCUUCGGUCAAACCAUCGGCUUGCUUAAUGGGCGGAAGUUGAAGGAACUGUUACUAAUGCGCAAGAGCGCAAUGGAAGAGUUAUUCUGGGGGAGUCAACAAGACAACAGAUAAUAUCAAUAUAAAAACCCUUAUUUUGUUCAUUUUAUGCCAAUCUUGUACUCUUAGGAUAAUUAAACCUUCAGCUUCGGUCGAAGGUUAUGACUAUAGCCUUCGCUUCGGUCAGAAAACUUCGGUCGGACACUAUUAUUUAUAAUUUUAAGGGUUUCGUUACUUAAUCUUAUGUUAAUGUGAAAACCAUAUUAUUAUUGUUAUUAUCUUAGUUGUUUUACCCACCAAAAUAUUGAAAGCAUUCCAAAGCAAUUUUAUUGGUACAUCUAAUAGUGGUAUUAAUUUUCAAAGAGUUGAUAUUAUUGUAACGUUGAAGCCAAUCCGGUUGUA